GACAAAAUAUAAAUGUAAAUUUGGCUUCUUUUCUUCUGUAUAUAUACAGGUACUAAGGAUUGUCUUGACAUAUAGUUAGCAAGAUCAGUGUGUAGGUAGCUCAUAUCAUGAAGUUGGUAAUCGCUUCUGUGUUUCUCAUAGCUGCAGCUUCAGCUGCUGUUGUUCCAGUUGAUCCCUCUCAUCAACCACAUGUUGGUCAACAUGUACACAAUCUUCCACAAGCAUACCAGUCAGGCAGACCUGUAGAACAAUCACAUCCAGCACCAGUGUCUGGACACAACCAAGAGCAUCCUAGAGACUUUGGUCAUCAUUUAAUUCCACAAAAUCAACAACCCCAACACCCAGCCCAUUUUGGACAACAUAACAAACCUGUAGAGCCAAACUCACAACCAUCAUCAUUAGUUGGUCAGCGAUCUGCUGGUUUCGGCCAACAUCUUGACAGACCAGUCACUCAUAAAACAGGAAAUGAAUACAAGUAUGAUAAACAUGCUACCAACUAUCACAAUGCUCAAGAAUCGAAAAUUUUAAGAUAUGAAUCAGAACAAGAUCCCGAGCAGGGUUACAAAUUUGGAUACCACACAAGUCACGGCAACGAAGAAGUUCAAAGGAGCGAAGAAGCACAAAUAAGAAGAAUUGACGAGGAACAUGCAUCAGUUGCAGUACAAGGUGUUGUUGAAUAUGUUAACCAUGAAGGCAAAGGUGUAAGAUGGACCUACACUGCUGAUGAAAAUGGAUACCACCCAUCUGAAAUUACAGUUACAUAAAUAAUUUUAUAUGUGAUGAAAAAAGUACAAAAAUAUAAAAAUAAACCUUUGAAUAUA
Molecule: messenger RNA, 821 nt
Organism: Diabrotica virgifera virgifera (western corn rootworm)
Lineage: Eukaryota; Metazoa; Arthropoda; Insecta; Coleoptera; Chrysomelidae
Exons: 3
Coding region: 108-764 (218 amino acids)
Source: RefSeq, a predicted model, not a curated record